AGAUAAUAGCACCUAGUAACUGACCUGCGAGAGCGCCUGUCUCAUGAUUUACUCUUUAAACCAGAUAAGUGAUGAGAGGCUUGCUGUGCCCCGCGUUACAGGCUAACACUCUCUGAUGCGGCGACGAGCUCCUCCAGGCUCAGAACAGCGUCAGGUGGAAGAAUUCACCAGAUGACAACUUGUGGGUCACGCCCUUGCCCUCGCGCCGCCAGGAUUUCACGCCUGAAGGAGGAGGCUUGCCCUUAGAGGACACGCCGAUGUAGCGGACCAAAAAGCCACCGCUGUAGUGAACCCUUUGUAGUGAACCUCCCGCUGAACCAGUUCCCUGAGAAGUGGAGAAGCAACCCAGUAGCGGACCACACACGCAGCUGACCUCUAUCUCUGUCUCACCCACUCCCUCUCCCUCUCUCUCUCUUUAGCAGUAGACCGUGUAAAUGGUUAAACAGUGAUGUAAAAAUCCCUUUGCCCUCGUCUGCAUCCUCCUCCUCUCCCUCCUCCUGCGUCUCCUCCUCCUCCUCCUAUCGCGGGCGACCUUCGAGCAGUGAACACCACUCCGCCUCGUCUCGUCAGCGGCAUCCAAGUGACCAGGAAUACCACUCUCCUUUGUGAAUUACGCGCCGAGGAAAGCAAGCGUGCCGCUAUAAGUGAAGCCGCCAGUGGAGUACCAGGCAGUGUAAGAAGGUCUCGAGGUCUGCGUGUGUGCGUGCGUGUCUUCUUUACAUAAUACGUAAAUCCAGGACCCCCAAACUUGCCAAAAAACGGGGUUGGACUUCGCAUCUCACGACUUCCAGCUCUGAGGUCUUUCCCACAGACAUUCGAGCCUUCGGUAGAGGUAGCCAUUCCAUUAGUGUAGCGUAAGCAGUGGACUUGAUAGUAUACCAAGUACCUUCUUCCCGAAUUGAAGGAAAAUUUUCUUGACCAAAUAUUUUUUUCUAUUUGAAUAUCAACUGUGAUAGUUAUUGUACAUGAGACUUUUACCUGAGGGAUGAUUUAGUGCCUUUCGCCUGUUAUCGCCAAGCCAAAAGAAAAUAGAAGAAAGAGAAAAGCUAAUUUCUAGUGAGAGAACGUAGAGAAAAAGUAGUCUAUAAUUUUUAAGAAAACCUACGCGAGUGCCAAAAAAACGAGAUAUAUAUAUUCAUAGCAAUUAAAACCACUAAAAAAGAAACCCAGUGACUUCAAGACCGUUGAUUUUUAUGUGGAGUGAAGAGCCAAGCACCAGCGACCUUAUGUGUGACAUCAUGUUGUCCAGAGGCCAUGGAGGGCAAGGAAGGUUCAGCCUUCAGAACCUCAUUCUCGGACAACACAUUACCUCCAAACUGGAGGAACAGAUGAGGGUGGACGCCGAGGAACCCAUGUCCCCGAUGUCUCCCAUGUCCCAGGGCUCCGACCACGACCACGACAAACCCACCGUCAGACAGGUAAAAGUCGAAGAGAGUGGCAGCGAAGAGCAGACCGUCUUCUCGUCCCAGCCUGCUUCUCAGACUGACUCCCCGGUGCCUCCAAGGAGUGACUCUGGGUGUGAGGUUCACCCAGGGCCUUAUACCCCCUCCCAGAGCCCCCUCCUCCCUCGCCUCCACCCGCACACCCACUCACCCACACACCUUUACUCUCCCACGCAGUCACCCGGGCCCAGCAGGCAUGUGUCGGGAUUCUCGUCUCCAUACAGCCACACACCAUCAACAGGACUCAGUCGCAAUAACAGUGAUGCGUCCCAGUAUGGCGGCUCUUACAAUAGUUACUCUUCUGCUCCAUCACCCAUUUCUCCUACACACUACUCUCCUUCACAGUCGCCCAUCCAGCAACGCCAUAUCACCUACCAAAUGCCACCUCAUCAGUCCCCCAACCUGGGCCGCGUUCCAAGCCACACUAGCCAUCCCAGCCAGUACCCAGGAGCUGGAGGUCUUUACAGCGCGCCUUUAGAUCUACGAGAGUCCCACAAUCUUGGAGGUCACCCAGAUUCUUCGAAGGAAGUCAAGGAGGAUGAGCGACUGGCAGCUGACCUAUCACAACAUUCAGUGAUUGCUGCCCAGUCUGGCAUAACAAGGCAACAGCUCAUCAACAGCCCAUGUCCCAUCUGUGGAGAUAAAAUCUCAGGCUUCCACUAUGGCAUCUUUUCAUGUGAAUCAUGUAAAGGAUUUUUCAAGCGGACAGUACAGAACAAGAAGAACUACGUUUGCAUGCGCGGUUCCUCUUGUCCAAUCACUAUCAGUACAAGGAAGAAAUGUCCUGGCUGUAGAUUUGAAAAGUGUCUUUGCAUGGGCAUGAAACUGGAAGCCAUCCGUGAAGACCGAACACGAGGUGGGCGUAGUACAUAUCAGUGUGCACCAUAUCCUCUUCCACCAUCCUUGGUCACACCUCAACCAUCUACCCACCAUCUAGACCAACAAAGGCUUCCAGAUGCUUCUGCUGUCAAAGCUGAACCAUCAGACAGCGAAGAGAUUAAACCAUCACCACCUCCAGAGAAGCCCCCCAUCCCUCUGCUCUUACAGCAAAUCCAUGAUGUUGAACACCUAUGGCACUGCAGUGAGAGUGAAAUGGCACAACUUCGUCAGUCUGAGCAAGCCGCAAGGGAAGCCAUGGAAAACAACUCUCCCAACUUCCUGAAUAAUCUGUGCACCAUUGCUGACCACAGACUGUAUAAGAUUGUUAAAUGGUGCAAGUCUCUACCAUUGUUCAGGCACAUUACAAUUGAUGAUCAGAUCUGCCUGCUGAUCAACUCCUGGUGUGAGCUCCUCCUCCUGUCCUGUUGCUUCCGUUCCAUGGAGUCCCCAGGCGAGAUCCGGGUCAGUUCGGGUCGUACUAUGACCUUAGAGCAGGCUGAGGUCAUGGGCAUCGGACCCUGUAUUGAACGCAUGCUCAACUUGACCCAACAGCUGCGUCGGCUCCAGGUCGACAAAUAUGAGUAUAUGGCCAUGAAGGUCAUUGUUCUUUUAUACUCAGUAGACGUGUCUGGGCUUGAGGAUGGUGAGAAAGUGCGUUACUCUCAAGAGAAAGUGGUCCAAGCGCUGCAAGAGUAUACACUCUCACACUACCCACACCUGCCGCCUAAGUUUGGGGAACUUCUCCUCCGCAUCCCUGAACUCCAACGCACGUGUCAGGCGAGUAAGGAAAUGCUCUCUAUGAAGAAGAAGGAGGGAGAUGUGCCAAGUUUCAAUUUUCUCUUUGAGCUGUUAAGAGGGGACCAUUAGUUAAGGUUGGAGUACAACCUCGUGUUCAGCGUCAGUUGCUGCAUCUCCCUCAGGUAUGCGUCGUUGCUUCAGGCUCACAAUGUGCGUACAAAUGGCGUGAUCAGGGCAAAAAUAAAAGAAAAGGAAGAAAAAAAAAGAUAAAAAAGGAGGUAAUGACCAGUUUGCCAUGACUACAAAAUAUGGACCUGCAGUUUGUGACUCUGAAGGGAUGACAUUCCCAUGGCUGUGACAAGUGGACGUCUCUAACUCAUCCCACCUUAUGUACUCAUUCAUUGUCACACAGAGUAGAACCAAGAAGAUGGAAUCACCUAGCAAGUUUUAAAUUUGGAAGGGGCAACUCAAGGACAUCUUUUUUUAUUUUUUAAUAUAUAAUUUAUAUAUAUAGAUAUAUAUAUUAUAUCUAACAAACCUCUUAACAACCAAAUGUAUUAGAAUUAUAAUGUGAGUCCGCUGGGUAGAGUAGUAAAAUGAAAAUAUAAGAAAUCUGAUAAUGUGCGACAUGAGUUACCUUUCGCUGAGUCAUUGCGUCCACCGCCAAUAUACCUGAUGGGAGGUUACCAGAGGCUGUGGCAUGGACUCUUAAGCUAUAAGCUGUCUUCCAUGGAUAUACUCUCAGAAGCAGUAUUUUUUAUAUUUUCUCCCAUGCCAUGUGUCCAGCAAUGCCAGUUGCCACUGAUACGACUAAUAUAUUUUCUUGUUACCUGAAUGUCCAAAGAAAUUUCAUGUUUAAUUUGACCAAGUGUUUGUGUACGUUUGCAUAUUUCACUAUAUAGCAAGUUUGUGCACUUUUAUUUUAGUAUUUAUGGUUUGUCUCUGCUCUCUCUCACAAAUGGAAAGAGUCAGAAGAUUUUUACCUUUGUUAACUCUUAAUUGUUCUUAAAUUUGUAUUUCAAAGAAUUUUAUAGCUCAGUUUUCAGUCUGCUGGUUAGUAUCAUUGAGGCUAUACUAAGAAAAUAUAAUAGUGAUAUAACAUGUGGCAACAUAGGCAGAGCAGCAGCGGUUGUAGAGGUGCCAGAAGCUGCCACAGACCAGGAUUCUGUAAAACCAAAUGCACAAAAGAAGAAACCUACAACAGGUUAUCUUAGCAAAGCAAUAGGUAUCAUCAGAAUCAGACACUUGAAUGGAAUAUGUCUUGACAGAUGAGUGACAGUUCCAGACACCGACUGGUCAGUCACCUGUCAAAGUUAUGCCAUUUAAAGUGAACAUGUUAAAAAAAAGAAAAAAGAAAAGAAGGAGAUCCAUAACAAAAAAAAAGAAGAAAAAAAAUCAUUAGCUCCUAGAAGCCCACCAAUGUGCAUAUCAUUCUGUGGUGUUGGAGAAUUCUGGUCUAGAUUUGGCUCUGUGAAUCUGUGACAAUUCCACCGUGCUGGGGAGUUGUGCAACAUGAUCACAAGGGGAGGCUGUCCAAGGGCAUCUGGAGUGGCUGUGGGACUUCAUGUCUACGCUACCAGACAUUCAAAACCUCCUGUAAUGUCAUGUUAUCAGAAAGAUGAGAUAGUUGACUCUUUUUUUUUCUAUUUUUUCAUAUAGAUUUUAAAAUCAUGUCAUUUAUUAUAUUUUUGAUAACUUGGUGGUAAUUGAAGCUACCCUGCACCACUGGCCCAGUCGUGACACCAAUACUCCCACCACAAAGUACCUGCCAGCCAGCAACUAACCAAGUAGGGCGUUGUGGUACCGUAGAGUUAUUUACAAUAAAUUUUUACAGUAUUCUCAAUUUCUUCUCAUUCUCUAUAUUUAUACAGAUCUUUUCAUCAUCUACCUCUGCUAACCUAAUUUGUUAUCAACUGAUAUUUCUAGCUGAAUUGUUGUUUCCUUGUUAUAUAUAUCUAUAUCAUUUUUAUGUGAAGUAUAGAAUUUAUGAUGCUGAAAAAUCCUUGUUCUUAAUUUUUCUCUUUAACUCUACGAUUCCACGAUGUCAAACAUGAAGAGCUACGAAAACUUGACUGUCUUCUGUGAUGAUACUUUUGCACUGAGCUCCGUGGUACUAAAUUGUCUGUGGUACUUUAAAAGGUACCAUUAGAUAAAACAGAAGUGAGAUAGGAGCAAAGUGUAAACUUUUUUACUUGAAUUUUUCUGUGGUAUGUAUUAUAGGCUGUGGCCAAUAUCUGUAGCAUUCUUUAAGGAUGUAUAUCAGCUGAGAUAGUUCCACCCCCAAAAAAUUAAUGUGCUCUGUCUCACCUAAUUUGAAUGUUAAGCAGUAACAGUUAAAAUUUAGUAUGGAACUACUCACAGGUAUCUAAAGCUUUAUAAAAUGCCCAGAAUUGGAGUCUAUGACAAACUUUUUCUUUGCCCAGAAACUUUUUUCCAAUGUCUUUCCAAUUUCUAUACUGUAGUAGCUCACAGUGCGUCGUUGUUUUGCCUCUCUUCCGUCUUGCGCUGUGCACAAGAUUAUUUGGGAAGAGACGAAGAGAUGGUACUAUCGAAUUUAGUGUUCUAUGUUUUCUACAGAAGAGAUUUUUAAUUUAUUGCAUUACAUUUCCUGAUAUAUUUUUUCUCAGUUUCACACCACUUUCAUGAAGGCUGUUAUUGGUAAACAUUCCAUUGAUAUCUAAGCUAAUUAUUACCCCUUUGGUAAACAAGAUGUACUCUUGUGAUAUUAUGUUAAUGAUGAGCAAUUUUAGAGGACGCUGGGUUAUUCCAAAGAACAUAAUAAGUGGCCUCAUGAGAGUGGUGAGUGGGUCGGCCGCGAGAUGUGGCGCGGGGACCCUCCCAACUCGCUUCCACCGGCAAGUCCUCAACCCUCAAUAUUAGAAUGUCAAAUUCUUUGCUGAUAUACAUAUAUAUACAUAUAUACAUGUACGUAAUUUUUACUUUUAAUUUUCAAUGAGAUCGUUAUGGAGAUCACAGUAACUUUGCAGUUUCAUGUGUUUUUUAAGCUUCUCAAAAGAGGGUUGUGUUAUGUGGGCGAGAGGGUGAGUGGUCUCAGGGAUCCCCCAUGCAGAACGCAGCAGAGCCGUCCAGGGUGCUGACAUUGAGAGAGGCUAAUGGGUGUAUGUGAAAGCCGUCCGAGGGUGCAUGAGCGGAACUCACCUCUCUUUUUCCCGAUGCACUGAAACCUUGUUAAUUCACACUUCAUUUGCACUUUUUUUUCCCCUUUUUUUUUCUCUUCUUUUUUUCUUUUUUUUUUUAAUAAAAGAAAGAUGCACAAAACAUGUGCCCCCAUUAAUUAGAUGUAAUAUAUUUUGAUUGGUUAUCAUUUUGAUCAAACAUUUGAGAUUAAAAAAAGAAGGAAUUGAAGGAUUUAUGAUUGACAAGUGUUCUGUGCACAACUCCACCGCAAGACGCCCAUGCACCUCGGAUGCCUAUGCGCACCCAUAUCAGUCCACCCCGGCAAGCCAAAUCACUAGUCCUUACACACUCUUUGUUUUUAUUUUUUUUAUUAUUUUUUUCGGAGCAUAACUCUCGAAUAGAAAUGCCAGGCUUGAAAGAGACUUGUGACACUCACCAUCCAGUCACUUGAUCCAAACCUGGAUUUAAUGGUAUAUUGGAAUCUCUCGCCUCGUUGAAUCUCAAAAGGUGAUUUAUUACAAAAAAAAAAGAAAGUAUUUCUUGUGAAGAAAUUACAAGUUAAUGAAAGAAACCUACAAAUCAAAAUGAACUGUAAUGUGUGCUACGGAGGAAUUUUCAUAAAGUUGGUCGUUUGUAUUUUUGGUAUCAUGUACAUAGUUGUUGUCUACUGGAGCAAGUACUUAGUAUUUUAAGGAAACUUUUAAUAAAUAUACUUAAAUA
Molecule: messenger RNA, 6917 nt
Organism: Penaeus vannamei (Pacific white shrimp)
Lineage: Eukaryota; Metazoa; Arthropoda; Malacostraca; Decapoda; Penaeidae
Product: nuclear hormone receptor FTZ-F1 beta
Biological process (GO): tissue development; regulation of transcription by RNA polymerase II; hormone-mediated signaling pathway
Cellular component (GO): RNA polymerase II transcription regulator complex
Molecular function (GO): zinc ion binding; nuclear receptor activity; RNA polymerase II cis-regulatory region sequence-specific DNA binding
Source: RefSeq, a predicted model, not a curated record